Messenger RNA from Linum trigynum, 4070 nucleotides. NCBI's taxonomy places the organism in Eukaryota, Viridiplantae, Streptophyta, Magnoliopsida, Malpighiales, Linaceae. The record is from the annotation of a GenBank genome assembly.
UCUCACAUUAAAUAAGCGCAAAAGUACGACAAUAAUUCAAUAGAAUGAAGAAAAUUAAUUAAAACAACAUAAUUUCAUGAAAAUAUUAUAUUUAUAUGCUAAAUAUAAAAUAUGUUAGAGAAAAUUGAUGGUCAUUUCUAAACAAAAUACAUAUGCAUGUUAUAAUCAGACAUGUCGGGUUGGAUAGUGAUAAAAUCAUGCCCACCCCAUUACCCGCGAUAUUCGGAUUCGGGUUUUACCCAACCCGACUAGGUCGGAUGCAGGCUGAUAUCCAUGGUUACAUAUAUUUUUGCCAUGCCUAACACUGAAGGGGUUAUAGAAAGUUGUCUCAUUCGACAUUUAUUGUGUUCAAAAUUAGAUUUUAGACAACCACAAAAUAUUGAUAAGGAGAGAAGUGUGAAGGAAAGAAGUAGUGAGUCCGAAAGGCGAAGGAACGAAGUAGUGAGAGAACACAUUAACAGUAUAAAAAAUUGGAAGAUGACACAUCAAUUUCAUACUAAAGGCAUACCAUGAGUUGGUCAUUAUUAUAUAAAGCAAUACAAUAGGGUAAAUGCCACAUUUGGUUACCGAGAUUACUAAAUCGUGUCAUGUUUAGUCACUAGAAAAAUUUAAUAUCAGUUUUAGUCGCUCGAAUUACUGAAUGAGGUCACAUUUAGUAAUUCGAGUGACUAAAUGUGACUUGUUUCAGUAAUUCGAGUGACUAAAUGUGACAUGUUUCAGUAAUUUGAGUGGCCAGAGUUGGACGGAGGCUAACGUGAGAGUGACUAAACGUGAUCUAAUUAAGUAAUUUGAUUGACCAAAAUUGAUGUUAAAUUUUUUCAAUAACUAAACAUGACAAGAAUUAGCAAUCUCAGUGACCAAAUGUCGCAUUUACCCAAAAAUCAAUCGAAGUGGUUAGCAUUAGCAAUGUCUUUAACCACACCACACCACCCAACCAAGCAAAUCAAAUUAUUUAGAAUUAUAAUAAAAAAAAUUUAAUCAAUCUAAACUACUCAAUACUAUUGAAAGAAAUAUCCAGAAAAGAAAUAUCUAGGACACCGUUCUUCCUAGCAACCACAGCGUUGAGGUACAAGUACAACGUAUGGAAAGAAAUAAUUGAAGGGGAAAAGAGUAGGAAGGAAACGACCCAAAAGUGCAAAGGCGAGGAGAGGAAUGGGGUCACAGUCCUCCCAUUCGUCCGUCGUCCUCACCAUCAUCGUCCCCAUCUGUGGCUGUCUGGUCUGCACCAAUCAAUCUCACCAUUUACUCAAUUAAAAAAGAAAAGCGAGAAGAAACGCGACAAAGGAAGAGAAAAUGGCGGAGCUGGUUUGUUCAUCAUUCCCCAUGCCUAUUCAAUUCCCUCCCUCUGGGAUAUUUUCCUCUUCACUCUCUCUCCCAUCAGCUUCGCCACUAAGAAAUCAAUAAGUGAGCAGAGUAAUCUUGGGGAUUCGGAUUUCCUCAAACCAAGAAGUUAAGUAAUCGGCGACCCGAAUCCAGACAUUCCCGCGGCUUGUUUCCCGGCUCCAUCUCCGAAAUCCUUUCCACCUGCCCCGGUGAAUUCCGCCUUCCACCUCCUGGCUUUCACCUGGUAAGCUACCUGCUGUUUUUUUCCUUUGGUUUGGUUGUUCAUUUGCUUCCAUAAUUGAGCUUAAAGUUGUGGGCUUUGUUUUAGUCUCAUAAGCUGUGGUAUUGUCUGGAGCUCGGUCCCAGCUCCACAUGGAGAAAUAAGGUCACCCAUCAAUGAAUUGUCAAAAUUAGCAUCUGGGUUCCGUUACUCGGCUUUUUUUUUACAGCUGGGUGUCUGUUAUUUUGUUUUUGUAACCUCCCUUCCCCAGCUUCGAUUCAGAGUUUUGGGUUUAAUAUCACUCUACGGAUUUGAUUCUUCAGGUGUAGUUUUGCAGAACCCUUGAGGUUUUGUGUUACCAUUGGAGCUCAAGCUGGUUUUCGAGUUGGUCUGGGUAUUAAGAAUGUCUAAUCCGAUUGCAAGAUCAUUUCAAGGGAAGGAGGAAAUGACUGAAAGUGGGACGGCGCAGCAGCCGAAUCAGUCGCAAUCUGCAUGGCUGGCUCAUUGGAUGCCUAGGAAUUAUGGGUUGGCGAAUGGAGCACCAACACCAGCUCCAUUAUCGGUAAAUAAUGAGGUCAGUGAAGAAGAUAGCCCUGGCAUGAAGUUUCAUCCUCUGCAGCUUACUUGGCGUGAAAAAGUCGGAAAGCGUAAAAUGGUGGAUCCUGUGAAGGGGAGUACGACAGUGGGUUUGGAACGGUUUAGGAAUGAACCUUCUGAAGGCCAGCCUUCUUUGAUGCUAGGUUGUUCUCGUGAUCUUGAGGUUGCUUUGCCUCCAACUAAAAAGAGGUUUGAUAGUGCACAUGUAACAGGCCCUGUAUCGAGACUGGAUGCUUCAUCGAGUAGAGUGGAGAGCAAGUUACCUGGCUCGGCUCCAUGGUUUGCUACUAGCCAAAUGGAAACUCGAUCGAGUGGACAAAAGCCUCCAAAGUGCGGUAAUAGACAUUCGGAGAAGGAUGGGUUUGGCCUUUCAAUGCAUUCAGAGGACUACUUUCCACGGACCACUUCUCGGAUUGUUCCGUAUGAGUCUGACAGACAAAGGAGUAGGUUACUAUCUUCUUUUCAUGAGCAGGAGAGUUUGAAUCGACCAAGCAGUUCUUUUUGGGAUCGCAUGAAGAAGAUGGAUUGCAAUGGUGCUCUUUUAGUUCAUGAUACCUCAAUCAGCAACAACGAGGGAAGAUGCUUUGCUGCUGAACAAGUGCUCGAGAUGCCUCCUCAGUAUUCUGAUACUGGAUAUUUUAGCUUCCAGAGUGCGCCCCCUGUAUCAGGAAUUCCUUCUUCUGCGCAUGAUGUACAGGCUAUGAGAGUGCGUACUACUAUCGAUUCUGUCACGGAUUUUUCUGCUGGUUGCUCAAAGGUUUUGCAUACAACUCACCGCUUCUUCAUCACAAAGAAGGCUACUGAUCCGGCCUUACCAGAUGAAGGUCAGAUGUUCCACCAGCCGCCAUUAUCUACAAAGUUCAAAGGGAAAGCAUUAGAUGAAUCAUUUGGUUUAGCACUGGACUAUUGCUCCCAUGGUAACCAAGGAGUGAAGCUGCAACCACUUGAGAGUUCCAGAGAAAGCAAGGGCCAAGAAGAAAGUGAGAAUGUCAAGAAUUCUAUAACUGGUUCAAAGAAUGGAUCGUCUUCUGAGACCAAUAUAAUGGACAUGGAUGCUUUUAGACAAAACCAUCUCCUUGGUUUGGCUUCGCCUCCAUCGAGUAAGGACAUGAACGGUGGCCGAAAAUCACCCAUAUCUCAAGAUGCAAUGAUCGCUUCAGUCAGCCAAGAAGUUAGAGCUAGAGCCUUAGAAACACAGUUGCCCGAUAUCAACGAAGAAUUUCAUGUGCUUCCUGAUUUGCUAGGGACAGCAGAUGGUACUAAGCAGUCAAGCACCUCAAUAACCCAAAGUUUGGAUGGGGACUGCUGGCCUCCUCAUGCUGACAACCCCACAAAUUGGAAGUCUAGUGCUUUACCAGACCCAGUGGGCCAGGAUCCCUGUAGUCGAUGGGUAAAACGUCUAAAGCCAAGUGCACCAGAUCUUGUUGCAUGUGACUUGGGGGAAGCCUCCCAUAAAAAAGUGUCGAGAAUCUUCAGCAAAAUGCUUAAAUGUGGCCAGGCAAGUUCAGAACCAAAUACAAUAAGCAAGCCGCAUUGUAAAGAUAUUGGUGGUAAUGAUUGUCGAACAGAGUCAGUAAAGAACACUGAACCUUCUCUUGCUAAUGGCAAGGGGAAAACACUAGACGCAAUCCACUCACAUCCUUGGAUACGACGGUGGUGUCGCGACCCAAUUACUUCUGUGGCAAGGAAACCUGAUUGUGUGAUGGCUAGUGAAUCACGAGCUGCAAAGUGGGGAGCAGCAGAUGACUUGCCCCGGAAGCAGUUUCCGAGCAUAGCUGCUAUGGCACUCAUGGGAAAGGCUAUGACUGGUUUUCGUCCAUGUGAAUUCAGGAAAAAGGGUUGUCUCAUACUUUGGAGUAACAAGGGCUAUUGAGAUGAACUGUCGCCAUAAGUUAGACUAGAUAGUUUGGAAUAAGCGUGUAAGGUGACC